Colletotrichum graminicola M1.001 is the source of this 7533-nucleotide messenger RNA. RefSeq names its product beta-ketoacyl synthase domain-containing protein. The record is from RefSeq and is a predicted model, not a curated record. The transcript is spliced from 7 exons. Bases 1 to 7533 code for a protein of 2510 amino acids. Gene Ontology annotation, biological process: proteolysis; secondary metabolite biosynthetic process; fatty acid biosynthetic process. Gene Ontology annotation, molecular function: serine-type peptidase activity; 3-oxoacyl-[acyl-carrier-protein] synthase activity; phosphopantetheine binding. Lineage: Eukaryota; Fungi; Ascomycota; Sordariomycetes; Glomerellales; Glomerellaceae.
AUGACUCGUGAUGGGCGUCUGUGUCCUGAGAAGCUCAGCGAGUUGCGCACCCACCUGACUUCCGACGUGCGGUUGUCCGAACUGCUCCACGCCGCACAGGAUCUACACAAAUUCUGGUCCAGGGCGGUACAUCUCGACCCGGAGCUGACACGGGUUCCCGCAGAGUCAUACCUACAUGGUCUUUCCGAGUGGCUUGUGCAUGCGACUUCUUUCCCAUGCUCAUCUCCAAUUUUGCCUGCUGUCCUCGCCCUACCACUAAACCUCCUGUUCCAACUGACUCAGUAUCUUUCUUUUCUACAAUCCGUAGAUGAACAUGGAGAAAAUUCACAACGUCUGUUGCUUGAGGGAUUGGAAAACGGCGGGGUGCAGGGGUUUUGCGUCGGAUUUCUCAGCGCCAUAACCGUUGCGUCUUCGAACAACGUGCAAGAGAUUUUUGAGACGGCCAAACACGCCCUUCAACUUGCAGUAAUUAUUGGUGCUUAUGUCGAUAAAGAUGCGAUGCAGGUCCAAACAAAAUGUAUCUCUGUGCGGGGGAGACAGCAGGAUGUCAAAAGCUGGAAAAAUGCAAACAGCAUCCUUCAAGCUUUUCCCGAGGCAUACGUCUCAGCUAUCACAGGAAAAACCUCGAUCACAGUCACCUGUCUGAGCAGCCAGCUCGAUAUACUGAGAGACAUCCUGAUCGGUGCCGGUUAUACUAUCCAGGACGUUCCAGUUUACGGUCGACUACAUUGCGCUGUGUACAACUCUGAAGUAAAGAAGAUUAUGGGGCUUUUUAACAAGAUCCCUGACCUACGGUUCCCGACUGUUGCAGACCUGCGCGUCCCUGUAAGGUCUGCUACGAAUGGAUCAGUCAUCACUCAAGGUGAUCUCGUCCAGCACGUCUUAAACAACACAUUGCUAAUGCCCGUUGAAUGGUACGCCACAACUAAACUUGCUGUGGCCUCUCUACCCCCCAGGCACGAGUUCAUCGCCCUAGCCGGUGCCUCAGACCCACUACCACUGUCUUUAGCAGGCAACAUGGAUGUCCGACAUAUCACGAUUCAUGGCUUAACAAAACAAUCAAUAGGGUGUCCCUCGUCCGACUUCCCAUCUCAUUCAGUUGCUAUUGUCGGUAUUGCAGGGCGCUUCCCGGGUGCAAACUCCGUGGAUGAGCUUUGGGAGCUGCUUUUGAAUGCAAAAUCGAUGGUGGACAAAGCGCCUACUAGAGUCGGGUUAGACCAACUUGACGAGGAUGUCUCUCAAGUGAAGUGGUGGGGCAAUUUCCUUGACGACUACGACUCUUUCGAUCACAAGUUCUUCAACAAGUCAAGCCGUGAAGCGAUGGCUUGCGAUCCCCAGCAAAGAAAACUAUUCGAGGUCGUCUACGAAGCCCUCGAAUCCUCUGGUCAACUCGGCGCAGAUGCCCUCUCGGACUGCUCAGACUACGGCUGCUAUAUUGGCGCCGUUAUGAAUAACUACGUUACCAAUGUUAGCUGUCACCCGCCAACGGCUUAUGCUACGACAGGGACUGGCCGAUCGUUUCUUAGCGGAGCCGUCAGCCACCACUUUGGGUGGACCGGGCCGGCCUUGACCGUUGACACAGCAUGCUCCUCGUCAUUAGUAGCUAUCCACAUGGCAUGCCGUGCCAUCGCGACAGGCGAGUGCAGUCGCGCCGUCGCUGGAGGUACAAAUAUCAUCACCAGCCCUCACGACUACCGAGACCUGAAAGCGGCCGGGUUCUUGAGUCCUACGGGUCAGUGUAAACCGUUCGACGCAGGUGCCGACGGCUACUGCCGCGGCGAAGCCGUCUGUGUGGUGGUUCUCAAAUCACUAGCCUCCGCCAUAGCGGAGGGCGACGAGAUUAUCGGGGUCGUCGUCGGGUCGGCAACCAGCCAGAAUGACAAUGAAGGCCCCAUCGUUGUGCCCAACGCCAAGUCUCAGGCUAGUCUCUUGACGAAGGUUAUGAACAUGUCGAAUGUCGUUCCUGAGGACAUCACGUAUGUCGAGGCUCAUGGAACCGGAACUGAAGUGGGUGACCCCAUCGAGGUUUCCAGUAUCCGAGAAGCCUUUAGUGGGCCAUCGAGGAAGUCUAAGCUUCGCUUCGCUUCAAUCAAGGGAAACAUUGGCCAUGUCGAAGCUGCGUCAGGCGCUGCCGGCUUGAUCAAGGCUAUUCUUAUGAUGAGGCAUGGAAAGAUCCCCCCGCAGGCGAGCUACAGGUCGUUGAACCCGCGGAUUCCCGCUCUAGAGCCCGAUGGCAUGGAAAUCCCACAGGUCCUAACCGACUGGGGUCCAGCAGAGCGCAUCGCUUGUAUCAACAAUUAUGGCGCCGCCGGAAGCAACGCGGCAAUUAUGAUUCGACAAGCGCCAGUCAUUCCAGAAACCACCGAUAAGAUUGUUUUUACAGAAGACAGCUCUGCUCCUUCCAGCUGGCCUUUAGUCAUAUCUGCAUCUACCAGGGUUUCUUUAUCUUUUUAUUGUCAAAAGCUGCUCGACUGGUUGCGACGAGGAAGGUCCAAUACGACGUCCGAUUUUAGCAUUGCCGAUAUCGUUUUCAAUCUUUCUCGUCGGACCAACCAUGCACUGAGAAAUAUUGUGUCGACUCCCGUUCCUGACUUAUCCGCCCUCGAGUCGGUGUUAUGUGCUGUCAUCUCAGAGAAUGGACCAGUGUCUGUAACACCGUCUUCUCCGCCGCCUGUGAUUCUUCUAUUUGGUGGUCAGGAGAGCCGGUGUGUUGGGCUAUCAAGGGACAUUUGGAGAUCCUCACACAUCCUUCGCUAUCAUCUUGACCACUGUCAGGACCUUUUGCUAAGUCUGGGUCUUGGCGGGAUUUAUCCCGAUAUCUUUCAACAAACACCACUCACCUACUGUGUCACGCUGCAUCUUGCGUUAUUUUCCCUUCAGUAUUCAUGUGCCAAAGCUUGGAUGGACUGUGGGCUGCAGGUGGCGGCAGUAAUAGGACACAGCUUUGGGCAACUGACAGCCCUUUGCAUCUCGGGAGUGCUGUCUCUGUCUGACGCUCUCACACUCGUAGCAGGCAGGGCGUCACUUAUUGAAAAGCAUUGGGGCUCAGAGGCCGGCGCGAUGAUUUCUCUGCAAGCCGAUGAGCAGCGGGUUGCCGACAUACUCAAGCAAGUAAACGCCCAAAUCGGUUACGCCGAGGUCGCAUGCUAUAAUGGCCCCCAAAGCCAUGUUAUUGUAGGCUCUUUGGAUGCUAUUCGUGGUGUGGAAGCCUUGAUCUCUAGCAGCGACCAGUUUGGAGGUUCCAUUCGCAGCCAGAGGCUUAACAACACGCAUGGCUUCCACUCAAAAUUCACAGAGCCACUGCUUCCAUAUCUGGCCGAUUUGGGAGAUAAACUCGACUGGGGGAAGCCUCUCAUUCAUAUCGAAGUCUGUAGUGAGACACAGAACAACCGAAACCUGGGUACAAGCCUUGUUGUUGAGCAUUCAAGGCGUCCCGUAUAUUUCAAACAAGCAGUGCAGAGGCUCAUGAAGAAAUACCCACAAGCUACCUGGCUUGAGGCGGGUCGAGGGUCUUCAUACACGCAACUCGUUCAAGCAUGCGCUCAACACCCCAACAGCUACUCAUUCGUUUCUACGCAGUUAACAACGUCAAACGCGCAAAACUCUCUUGUCAAUGCUACAGUCAAAAUGUGGAAGGAAGGCCACUGCGUACAGUUCUGGCCGUUCCACCGGACCCAACGAAGACAGUAUCGUCACUUAAGUCUACCAAUCUACCAGUUUCAAAAGACUCGACACUGGCUAUCUUACACAAGAGCAACAACUGCCAAAAAGGAAUCUAGCACCGUGCAACAUGGGGAACCAAAGGAUCCCGAAAUGUUGUCAUUUGUCACAGGUGACAAGUCAACAGAAGCAGUCUUUUGCAUCUCGACAAGCAGCAAACGCUUCCAAUCUCUCGUCAUGGGUCACUUCAUGUGCCGCUACGGCGUUAUGCCUGCUUCAGCAUACAUAGAGGUGGCGUCAAGAGCUGCCCUCAUGCUUCAGGGGGACUCGCAAGCCACGAACUGGACCCCCACAGUUGAGGACCUAGCCAUGCGGGCUCCUGUGGUAUUCGAUCUCGAGCAUACCUCUCCCGAUAUCAAAAUGAUCUUGAAACGCCUCGAUAAGCCGACACAUCCAUCAUGGUCAUUUUCCAUUUUUGUCACUGCGAAAGACGGUGCGGCUUCUGUUGAGACUCAAGAAACAACAGUUGGUUUCGUGCACCUGCGACAACGCUCCGACUCCCAAGCAAUCCAGGAAUUCAGGCGUCUCGACGAUUUAAUAGGACAAAGGCGCUGGGAACAAGUCAUAAACCAUCCGGACGCCGAGGGCAUGCGCGGAAACCAUAUCUACCGGGCCUUCAGCCAGAUCGUCAAAUACUCCGAAGCCUUCCAGGGAAUCAAGACCAUAGCGUCCAUGGGAAACGAAGCUGCAGGUAUUGUCAAAACAAGACCGGAUACCAACGACCCGCCUGACCAACGCCUGGUUGACACUCCCAUGAUUGACAGCUUCAUGCAGUUCGGCGGGUUUCUCGUCAAUUACUUCAACCAACAAUUAUCUGCGGAGGAACUAUUCGUCUGCCACUUCAUUCAGCGUUUACAGAUUGGACCUGGCUUCUCUCCAGACGCCGGGGACUGGAUCAUCCUAGCAAACACAACCCUCAUUGACAAGGACAACAUAUCGGUUGACGUCUAUGUAUCUGAGAAGCAAAGCGGGAAGACUAUCCUCACCUCACUUGGUAUGGACUUCAAAAGGAUCUCGCGUGCGUCUCUUGCGCAGAUCCUGGGCGGGUCUGUCAAUGAGUCCGACCUUUCCAGACGCGGGUCAGUAAAAUGCAUCGAGCAGACAACGCCGAUAUGCAAACCAACGACGCAGCCGGACAACAAACCCAAAAGCAAGAGCAGACGCGUGGAUGUGAUCCAAAUUAUCGCGGACGUUGCCGAUGUGCCCGAAGAAGAAUUAGAUAUUGACACACGACUCGCCGAUAUCGCAAUCGACUCUCUUGGUGCAACCGAAAUAGUUGGCGACAUUGCCACGAAGCUGGGUGUGAUAGUCGACCUCACCACAUUCUCAAACUUUGAAGAUAUCAGUGCCAUAGUUGCCCAUGUUGACAGUCACCUUGGGCUACAAUGCAGGACCGAGAACGAUGAUGAGGACGUUGGGAUUGGAAACCCAUCCCCAUUAGAACCGCAACGCUUGAUGGCAAACGGGUUGGUCUCCAACCAGUCCUGCGAAGAAACAGAGAACAGUCCAAGCGACGCCAUUCUCAGUCAAAAUCCUGCAGUGAUGCCAGCUAUUACCUCAAUUGACAAACUAUUUGACGAUGUUCGUCUCAGCUUCGACGAACUUGGCGCAGCAAGGCAUGCGCUCGAAUAUUGGUCCGACAUAUACCCAGACGAUAAACGUUUGAUUUUAGCGUAUACCGUAGAGGCUUUCAAAAACCUUGGCUGCGAUCUGAAAAGACUGAGACCCGGACAGCCGGUACCUGAAAUCGUGGGAUUUCUGCCUCGACACCAACAGCUGGUAAAUCUACUCCACCAGUUUUUGAAAGAAGAGAACAUCAUCAUUUUGACGGGCGAUGGUGUCUUUUCCCGGACCAGUGAAAGAAUAGAAACUGCGACCGGUGAAACGAUAUUCAACGAGAUUCUGGGCAAGCAUCCUCACAACGCCGCCAUCCGUCAACUUCUGCAUGCCGUCGGGCCGCACCUAGAAGCCUGUCUUAUAGGAACGAUGGAUGCGCUUCAGAUCCUGUUCGGAAACCGGGCAAACAAAAAGUGGCUAGACGAGGUGUACAGAGACUGGCCCAUGCUAGUGACUGCCACGCAGCUUCUUGGUGAUUUUCUCUGCCGGGCUUUCACUCAAGCAGAACCAAACACAGACACAAAGGUCCCCAGAAAAAGCUGCUUCCGUGUCCUUGAGGUUGGGGCGGGAACAGGAGGAACAACGAGCCACAUUGUGAGCCUCUUGAAAGACCGCGGUAUUCCCUUUGAAUAUCAUUUUACCGACAUAUCACCAACGCUUGUGCAAAAGGCCAAGUCUUCUUUCAAAGGCAUCAGUGGUAUGAGUUUUGGCGUCAUGGACAUUGAGAAAGAGCCCGAAGUCGAGUUCAUCGAGGCGUUCCAUGUCAUUAUAUCGACCAACUGUAUCCAUGCGACCAGGAAUAUCUCGUUGAGUCUGGCCAAUCUCCGCAAAAUGCUUCGUCAAGAUGGCGCUCUUGCACUGAUUGAGAUGACCCCAACACGCCCGCUUUACGUGUUUGAUGUCAUAGUUGGUCUCCUCGAGGGCUGGUGGCUUUUCGAAGACGGUCGUAAGCACGCGCUGGCAAGCAUCGAGCGCUGGGAGCAGGCUUUCAUGGAGGCUGGCUUUCGUCAUGUGCUCUGGUCCGACGGACCGAGUCUAGAGGCCAGGACAGUUCGGGUUGUCUGUGGGUUCCAAUCCCAGAAAACCGCGGCUACACGAGACCACUCGGAGAUAAUGGCCACCGCUAACAGAAAAAAUACGACAAAAGAUCCCCAGACAGGCGUUCACAUACAAGAGGUGGUUUACAAGAAAGUGGGGUCUCAAAAUAUCCAUGCAGACAUUUACUGUCCACAUCAAGCGGACCCGACCCGGAAGAUGCCAAUUGCCCUAAUGAUACACGGCGGUAGCCAUGUUCUCUUUUCCCGAAAAGAUGUCCGAGAUCCACAAACGCGCAUCAUGCUGGAUAUGGGACUUCUCCCCGUCAGUCUCGACCACCGUCUCUGCCCGGAAACUCGGCUAGCACAGGGGCCGAUGGUAGAUGUCUGUGAUGCGGUUGAGUGGGCGAGGGUGAAGCUACCACACAUCAAGCUAGCGAAUGCAGAUGUCAAGCCUGAUCCUGAUAAUCUCGUGGUCAUAGGCUGGUCCUCGGGAGGUCAACUAGCAUUGUCAACAGGCUGGACGACUCUUGGGAAAGGUAUUCGACCUCCUAAUGCCAUUCUAGCCUUCUACUGCCCUACUGAUUAUGAAGAUGACUGGUGGAGGAAUCCGAUCCAGCCCAUUGGAGCAGCGGAUCAGGGACAAGAGUACGAUGUGCUAGAAGCAGUGCAAGAGGAACCCAUUACAAAUUACGGUGUAAUUGGCGCUUGGAAGCCACUAUCUGACCAACGUAUACAUAAUGAUCCUCGCGCCCGCAUCGUUUUACACAUGAACUGGAAGGCACAGACACUACCGGUCGUCAUCAGCGGCUUACCUAGCAAGAGCUCUGUGGCAUCUGAAAGCCCUGGUGUCAACUGGAACGCAUUGCCACAGCCCCCAGUGGAUGAAAUUCAACGUUGCAGCCCGUUGGCCCAAGUUCGAAAGGGAAACUAUGUAACGCCGACAUUCAUAGUCCAUGGUGAGGCGGAUGAUCUGAUUCCGUGGCAACAGUCACUCCGUACAAUUGAGGAGAUAAAGCAACGCGGCAUAGAUGGUCAGCUGGUCUUGGUACCAGGGGCGCCUCAUAUUUGUGACACGAGCCGAGACUCCGCAGCGCCAGGGUGGCAAGCUGUAUUAGAUGCUUACCAAUGGUUAAUGGGCUACGCUUUCUCCAACAAGUAG